AUGGUCAGGCCUUUCGCCCUCUUCGUGGUGCUCUUUGCCUUAGCCUCUCUGCUCAUCUCUCUCCCAGCCGCUGCUGUCGAGGUAAAUCACCUUCAGCGCCGGGCUCGCAAGAAAAGCAUGCCGACAUCCUCAGCAUCUUUCGGCGCUCAGCAGCCGCAGCAACCGCAGCUGUUUCAGCAGGAGACUCAGAUGAGCAAUGACCCAUCAUCGCCUCCCAACGCUCUGCAUCCUGACUCCGAGAAGCGAUUCGAGAGGAGCGAACAUGACUCACGACUUACGAGGUCUGCCAAUGCUGCGAAUAAAGGGAAAGAGCGCAUAUACUAUUUCGAGACGGACUACGAAAGUGACAGCGCAGAAGACGUCAAGAGGCAGCAGCGCUCCAAGCCGCGGGGUAGAAGUCAUCAGACGGAGAGACGCGGAAACAAUGUGAGCCUCGAUGCUAUUAGGAGAAAGGGCCGCGAGGUCAACGACUUGAUUGAAGCCAGAAGUGACCAAACGAAACGACAAAGCAGUAAAAUGAGGGUAGAGAUGGAGGAUCUAAGUCUUCCAGAUCUGGAAGAAGAGAAGAGGGCUCGCGAGCGUGCUAGAUAUCACAAAACAAAAGAAAGGCGCAAAGAGGAAGAAGCAGCUACCGGUCAGAAAUCAGCAGUAUCUGCUUCUAGAUUAAUCGGUCAAAAGAUCAAAAGGCUGUUAGAAGGCCAAAGCUUCGAGACGUGGAAAGGGAAAGACCAGCGAAAACUUGAGACUACGAAAAUGCGUAAAAAGCGCAGAGCGAGCUUGUUGAAAAUAAUCUCACAGCUGAGGGCAAAAUUCGAGGCUUCUAGGAGAGGAGAGAGGGGGCAUCAGAAGAAGAAGACGCAGUCGAAACAGAAGGCCCCAACGAAUCAGGAUGAACAUGAACGUGAACGUUAA
Acaromyces ingoldii is the source of this 912-nucleotide messenger RNA. RefSeq lists its product as hypothetical. The transcript has 2 exons. The record is from RefSeq and is a predicted model, not a curated record. Bases 1 to 912 code for a protein of 303 amino acids. Lineage: Eukaryota; Fungi; Basidiomycota; Exobasidiomycetes; Exobasidiales; Cryptobasidiaceae.